Molecule: messenger RNA, 1553 nt
Organism: Theobroma umbraticum
Lineage: Eukaryota; Viridiplantae; Streptophyta; Magnoliopsida; Malvales; Malvaceae
Molecular function (GO): nucleotidase activity
Source: RefSeq, a predicted model, not a curated record
UGUUUAUUGACCAGGAUAUGUGGGGCUCUCUUAUUUUUGAAACGUUUAGCAAAUUUGGUUAUCUUCUUUUAGUUGGUUUUGAUAUCAGAAUUGGCAAAUAUGCAAUUUUUCUUUCUUUCAUAAUUCCUUUUAACUCUUCUUUUUCUUUUGGAAAUGUCGCCUAUAUCGAAUUAUGAUUGUUCUGCUUUUUUUUAAUUAUAUUAAUUUGGACAUUUAUUCUAAAAAUAUUUAAUUUCUAAUAUUUUGGAAAGUAAAUCUGGUAAUUUGUUAUGAUUUAUUAGCUUUUGAAUGGAUUGCUUCAGGGACAAAUCUGUUUCGGGCCAUUCGGUAACUCUCCGAGAAACAAUUGCUGUUACUCCAGCAGAAAUUGAUGGCGCCACAGCUUAUGAAGUAUCAGGGACUACUGUGGAUUGCGUCUCCUUAGCCUUGUCUGGGGCCCUAUUCUCAUGGUCAAAGCCUCUGCUGGUAAUUAGUGGAAUUAAUCGGGGAUCAAGCUGUGGUCAUCACAUGUUUUACUCAGGUGUUGUGGCUGGCGCUAGAGAAGCAUUAAUUUGUGGUGUACCAUCUUUGUCAAUAUCAAUGAACUGGAAGAGGGAAGAAAGCCAAGAAAGUGAUUUUAAGGAUGCAGUUGGUGUAUGUUUACCUUUAAUUAAUGCAGCCAUCAGAGAUAUUGAAAAGGGUGUUUUCCCUAAAAGUUGCCUUCUAAGUAUAGAAAUUCCUACUUCUCCUUCAGCAAACAAGGGUUUUAAAUUGACCAAGCAAAGUUUUUGGAGAUCUGCUCCAAGUUGGCAAGCUGUUUCAGCUAAUCGGCAUCCUUCUGCUGCACAUUUCAUGUCUAAUCAACAAAGCCUUGGUAUCCAACUUGCACAGCUUAGCCGAGAUGCAUCCGCUGCUGGUGCUGCUCGCCGCCUGACCACACGAAGGAAGAACGUGGAGAUAGAAUCUGUUGGGGCUGCUAAAUCUGAUACCAAUAAAGUGAAAAAGUACUUCCGAUUGGAGUUUGUAGAUAGAGAACAGGAAGAUACAGAUGAGGAUUUGGAUUUCAGGGCACUUGAUAAUGGAUUUGUUGCAGUAACUCCUCUAUCACUUUCUCCACAAAUUGAGUCAGACAUUCAAACGGCUGCAUCAGAUUGGAUCUCCAGUGCGCUUCAUGGGGAGCAAUAGAACCUUGGGUACCAUCAUAAAAUCUUCAUCAGUCAUUUGUAUAAAGCUGCAGGAGCGAUUUACAUCUAGUCAUCAAUUGAUAUCUGUUUUGUUAUUAUAUUUCUUUCUUCCCUCCUCUUUAUGUAUUUCCCUUGCCAUUUUUUAUAAAGGGGUUCUAAACACCAUCAGGUUUGGGGUUGUCUUGGUUUCUUCUAGGUCUUGAUACAAGGAAAUAGCCUUGGUCUAAAUGAUAUGACCAAGUGCUCUCCCCAGAUUAUUGUUGUUGUUUCUUUUUUCCUGACCACUUUUUUGUUUUUUUGUUCUUUGGAUUUGUUUGUAAUUUCUUCUUUGUGUUCUUAGAUGGUGUUCAUGAUUAUUAAUCAAUUUUUUCAAUUUACCUUUGUGGUUGA